AUGUGGAAGGGAUCGGAAUAUUAUGCCUCUAUGCACGAGGAUGAUAGAAAACAAUAUGAAAAGAAAUUAACUUUAUCCGACGAGACAAUAUUGCCUGAUCCUUAUAUACUGGAGAACUGGAGUAAUAAUGUUGCUUUGAUGCCUGAUUUAACUUGGGGUGAUAUGUACCAAUAUCUGAUCAAUACUCCAAAUGAAUUCUCACAUGAAGCUAUGAAAGCAUACAGGUCGUUGGAAGCCUAUAACUUUUAUGUGAGUGGUCAUGUACAGGACGUAUUUUACCAUGCAAUCGACAAUAAUUGUGAUUAUUGUAUUAUUAAAUCUGAGGUAUUGCCUAGUCAGAGACAAGGACAGAAACAACAAUGCUACGAAGUAUGGGCUGCAGUAAACAACUCUGGAGGGUGGAUCUUUACUGUUAAUUGCAAGUGUAUGGCAGGAUUAGGAUCAGUAUGCAGUCACGUGGCAGCUUUGUUAUUUAGACUUCAAGCAUGCACUCAGUUGGGAUUAAAUAAAGUUGCUUGCACUAGUACUCUAUGCAGUUGGAAAAAAUCAAGGAGACAAGCAAUUCCUGCUCCAUUGAUAGCUUCGACGAUCCUAUGGCUGGUUCAUGUGAAUUCAAAAAGAGGAAAAUGUUAG
Hydractinia symbiolongicarpus is the source of this 633-nucleotide messenger RNA. RefSeq lists its product as uncharacterized. The transcript is spliced from 3 exons. The coding region runs from base 1 to 633 and encodes 210 amino acids. The record is from RefSeq and is a predicted model, not a curated record. NCBI's taxonomy places the organism in Eukaryota, Metazoa, Cnidaria, Hydrozoa, Anthoathecata, Hydractiniidae. Gene Ontology annotation, molecular function: zinc ion binding.